This is a messenger RNA of Lates calcarifer (barramundi perch), 1891 nucleotides long. RefSeq lists its product as uncharacterized. Bases 196 to 906 code for a protein of 236 amino acids. Lineage: Eukaryota; Metazoa; Chordata; Actinopteri; Centropomidae. The transcript is spliced from 2 exons. The record is from RefSeq and is a predicted model, not a curated record.
AGGACAACACACUAAUUGGAAUAUCCCCUUUGCACCUAAACUUAUCUCGAGUUGACCUGUUGCAAAUCAAAGCUGUGAAAAGCGAACUAUUGGAGAAUUUCAUUGCUGGAGAGAAACCACUGGAGACCGGAUCCUGCUGAAACAAGAAAGCUACUGGACAACCUAACUGCCGUGGAAAACUUGGAUAUCUUUGUCAUGGCCUUGAGAAGAUCUGAGGGAUACCUGCGGUGGAGAGACCCCCUCGAGUGGGACGGCGACGAGGCAGGUGACAUGGACUACAUCAUCGAACGUCCUGCGAUGGAUGGCCUCCCUGAAGUUAUCAGGAUUCUGGACGACGAAGAUGUCAACCACCCAGACUACAUGUCAUCUGAGGACGAGGAGUUUGGCAGUGACGAGGAGGUUGAAGAGGAAUGGUCUGAUGAGAGCCUUGACUCAGGAUACAGUACCAUGACUGAUGAUGAGGACGACCCUGAGGACUGUGAGGACGACCAGGACAGACCUCGCUCGCCUCUCCCGCUCCCACCACCAAACUUUUGGCAGGAGUGGCGAAGACAGUGCCAUCCAUUUCCAGCUGCCACUCCUCACGCUGCUACCGCCGGUCCCACUCGCGUUCCGGACGCUGCUCCCUCAACCUCAGGCCUCGGCACCUCCACGAAGCGGAGCAGGGAAGACAGUGACGCACAGGAGGUAAGUAUGAAGAGACCGAGGAGGGAUGACGAGGACAGCCCUGAAGACUCAGCUCCUUCGACAUCAGGCCUCGGCGUCUCUACACACAGGAACAGAGAGGAGGACUACAGGGACUCGGCUCCUUCGACUUCAGGACGCUGUCGCUUCACUCCUUCGGGAUUCCCAGGAAUCCAGCUUCUUUAUUUGCCAAGACGGGAUGAUGACAGCGACUCAGAUUAACCUGUGAGGACUUUACCUUCGGUGGAGCUGGUGAUACCCCAAGUAGUCUUUGCAUCUGGCGAGGCUGUCAAAGCCCUCGGUAGUGUCUUGCACCAGGGCCUGUGUGUACAUAUCUGGUAGCCAGAUUGUCCCUCUGUAAUCUGAAGGGCUGGGAAAGCUACAUCAGCCUUCCUAUGAAUCUGGCUUUGUAUAUAGUUUUUUAUUCUUAGCAAGAAUUCCCUUUAAUAGUAAUGGAUAAGGUACUUAAAUGCAUUUUUUGACCAAUUUCAGCCAUUCACACACACACCAACAGCAGCAAGUUGCCAUGUGAGACACAGACCUAAACAUUGGGAGCAAUUUUGGGUUCAGUGUCUUGCCCAGGCACACUUCAACAUGUGGACAGGAGGAGCAAACAAAUCCACCCUGUUCCCAUCAGUCGAUCUAACCUGCGAGUCUCUGAACACCUCUGGACUCAGAACCUGCAACAACAACAACAACAAAAAAAAAAAAAAUCCACACAGGCUCAAGGAGAAAAUGCAAGAGCAGAGCCUGCUAAGCAAUGCUACAUGAAAUACUUCAACUGUAUUAGUGUGAUUGUUGUGGAGAAGAACCAAGGAUCAAACAAAAACAAAAAGAAACAAACAAACAAAAACCACUGCAGGUAAAGUAUGAAAUGCUCAUGACAUGAUGUGUGAGAAAAGGUAAGUAUGAAUGUCUGAGCUGCAAAGAAAAUGUCACCAUUUAGUUAAUAUUUUAACAACUAUUUCAUCAUGUUUACUCUGUUGUUAUUUAACUCUAGCAUACAGAGGUAAGUGAACAGUAAUUAUCAACAUCAUUAACAAAAGUGUCCUGUAAAUUUUAAUUUCACUUAUUUAACACCUCUGAGAUUAUUUACUCACUCACUCUGUUAUACUUUGUUUUGUUUUUUUUGGUGUAGAUGCUUUACCAGACAAAGGUAAGUCAGUGCUUAUUGGCAACAAUAACAAAUACCUCAUCAGUGUUACCA